AUGCGCGUAUGCGGCGGCGGCGGCGGCGGCUGCGCGCGGGGCCACUACUCCGACCGCGGCCUCCUCGUCGGGGCGCCGCAGCCGCAGGCGCCGGAUCCGUCGCUUAUUGACGCGCAGCGCGCGCAGCUGGAGCUGGUGCUCGCGGCGACCACCAUCGUGGUCUUCGUCGCCAGCGUGUCGUACGUCGCGCUCAGCACCAUCUUUGGCUGCCUCUGCACCGGCGCGUCCCAGCAGCAGCAACCCGGCGGCGGCGAGACGGGGCCGCAGGCGCAGCGGCCGGCGGCUGCUGUUGCCGAGGACACCAAGCGCGCGCUCGAGGAGAUCCCCGUGGUGGUGGUGCAGGUGACGCCGGACCCUGCAGGCAGCGAUGAGCCAGGGGAAUGCGCGGUGUGCCUGGCGGAGUACGCGGGCGGGGAGGAGGUGCGCGUGCUGCCCGCGUGCCGCCACGGCUUCCACCGCGACUGCGUCGACCGCUGGCUGCUCACGCGCGCGCCCACCUGCCCCGUCUGCCGCGCCCCCGUCGCCGCGCACGCCGAGGGGCCCGACGCCAAGGUCUAG
Miscanthus lutarioriparius is the source of this 558-nucleotide messenger RNA. The record is from the annotation of a GenBank genome assembly. Lineage: Eukaryota; Viridiplantae; Streptophyta; Magnoliopsida; Poales; Poaceae.